CCUUCUCUAGUAGUGAAAUUCAGGGGACAGCAAACAGCCCGCCUAAGCCACACUUUCCUACUUGAGUCACCCAGGCCUGCCAGGCUCGCCUCUCCCAUGAUUUCCUCGGUGCUAGCAUCCAACCAAGCGAUAAAAAUAUUCAAAAAUUGCGCUUGAGCUACUAUAGCCAGCUAGUUACAUUACCUAGCCCGCCUUUGCCGGAACGGAGCUUCUCGUGACGGCCAUUUCCGAAGUCUCCAACGUGUAGCAAGCAUGAACCUCUCACAACAUCCCCCUCGAUGCAAUGCAUAUCUGGAGAGAGAGAGAAAGAAAGAAAGGGAUGCCAUUGAUCGCACAUUGCCCAAACCUCUCGUCUGACCCGACGCGCAGCCGGACUCUCCUGCGCAUAAAAAACAAGACAGACAGACGUCUCUUGCAAGCCUCAUCGUACCAGAGUCAGCUCACCUCGUCACAUUUUUCGCACGAGGGGCAAAAAGGGGCCUAGAAGCAAGCGGCUUCGACGCCCGGCGCUUCUGCCUCUGAAUGCCAAUGGUUUGCAUGAUGGAUUCGGGUACGGAGGAGCACUGUACGGGUACGGGUACUUCCCGAUGCAUAGGAUUACCCGAGCGCACCCAUGUACCGAGGUACCUACGUAAUCAUGCAUUCCAUUCUCUCCCCGGUUCCAAUCACCGCACAAUCCUCCUUUCCAUCUUCCGCCCACUCCCCACAGAGGAGAACCCGAGCCCGGCUAGCAAAUCACAGGCAAGCCGAUCCCUCGGUAGCCAAAAGUCUGCUGUGCCCCGGAUUUUGCCAUUAGCGCAUAUGCCUUUUUUUGCAUUCCUCCUUGCAUCUGCUGUUGUUACUGGUGGUGCUGCUGCUGCUGCUUCUGUCGCUGCCCGUCAAUGGCCGUCCUUGCCCGGUUUCCCUCAACAAGCUUCCCAACCCUUUUUAAAGGACUGAAGCGAAACCACCCGAACUCCUAACCCUUCCCCUCCUCUCCUUCCCCAGUUGCAUGCUUGUUCGCCUCACAUCUACUCCUGUCGGACCAAACUCACUACACAGUAUUACCUAACCCUUGUUCAUUCUGUCGUCGCUUAUCAGUUUGCUGCUCCCCCCGGUCUUCUCAGGCCGACCAGACGACAAGCUCGACAAGAAGCCGAAUCAGCAACAACCAUGGAAGAGGCUUACAAGCAGUAUGCGAACCAAGCGCGUCGAAAGAACCGCUCCAGCGCGAACCUCAACCACCUCUCCCUCGCCCCCUUCACCUCGAGGCUGCCCCUUCAGGACGACGAUGCCCUCCCCGACCACCUAACCUCGCCGCACCACAGCACGUCCUACCUGCAGGGCAAGUCCGCCCCCACAACGCCGGGCCUGCUAUCCCGCUCACCCGCCCGCCGCUCCUCCGUGCCGCACGCCGACCUCCCUAAGAGCAAGUCGGCCACGCACCUGACGCCCACCGCCAGCGACCGAAAACCACACAGCCGCAAGUCCGUCUCCGGCACCACCUCGCCGACCGUACGUCGCCGCAAGGACAAGGAUGACUUCUCCGUCGGGGAUCGAAACGACAGCGAUUGGCUUCUGAGGACCGGUGCCCUCAUCAGCAACGAGAACCGCGAGUUCAAGGGCCAGGCCUGGCUGGUGUCGAGGCAGAGCUCCACGAGCUUGACGGGCAUGCGGGACGCGGAUGAGGAGGCGUUUGAGAGGGAACUGGCCCGGGAGCGGGAGCUCGCCAGCCGCCGGAGCAGCCGGCGCGGCAGUCUCGCUGACCUGGAGGGGUCGUACACCCAUUCCGCCAGGCCUAGUCGUCCUGGGAGCCGGUCAGCUAGCAGAGUCGGCACCCGAAGCCAGAUGUUGACGCCCAUGGAGCGCCACUCGCUGGACGAGGGAUACUUCCCUCGCCACGAAGGCGACGACUACGUCGCCGGCCCCGACUUUGUCAACCUUGACGAGCAGUUCGAGUCCUUUGAGUUCGACACGACCCAGGACGACGAGGCUGCCGUCAGAAGGCUCGUCAAGGGCGAAAGAGCCGGGAGCGCCUCAUGGGUCGGCAACAUCCUGGGAUGGCCGUUGUUCGCCGUCGAGGAGAACGAGGAAGAGUCGGACGACGAAGAUGUCGAAGGUGACUUUGAAGUUGAAGGGGAAGAGGGGUCGCAGGAGCUCCACCGGUCGUGGUCAGCCCGCCAUUUUGAGGGUGUUAUCGACACCCCGGGAGAACGGAUCCCGCCCCCAAAGGCCAAUGAGGGUGGCUGGCAGGACGCGGCAUGGCUGCUCAGUGUGGCUACUAAAGUUCUGUUGUGAAAUGGACCGGGUGGGAGGGAGUAUCCGUAAGGGAGAUAAGUGUGACGAGAAUUUUUUAUCCCCAUGAAAAGAUUGAUCGCACCAUACACCCCGCCAAGGGCGAAUCGGCCGCCGGGCCCCUCGAGAACGGUGAUGUGGGUAUCGUCGCAGCCCUAGCAGGACUGAAGCUUCACCGUUAGACUAAUUGAGAACCCCCCGGCAGCCGAAAAUCUGCAGGGUAUGUCUGUUUGCUCAAUGGCCCCACGUUCGC
This is a messenger RNA of Colletotrichum destructivum, 2527 nucleotides long. RefSeq lists its product as uncharacterized. Bases 1153 to 2277 code for a protein of 374 amino acids. The record is from RefSeq and is a predicted model, not a curated record. The transcript has a single exon. NCBI's taxonomy places the organism in Eukaryota, Fungi, Ascomycota, Sordariomycetes, Glomerellales, Glomerellaceae.